GGUCAGGUUGUCAUCUGCUAUUUAAGAGUUUGUCACCGGAAAUGUAUCAACAUCACUCUCUAUCGUCUUCGGUCGUCUUCCUUGCCUGCUAGUGCAACGCUAGUUCAUGUCGGGCUCUCCUCUAGGAACUGUCCCUUCUGCUCACAUAUUAGACCAAGAUGAUACGAAUUGUCUUCACUUUCCCCAGCUCACAGGCGGUGAAUGCAGUCCUGCCGAGGCCGAGGAUAAGACUCGUGACCAAGGGCAUGAUUGGGAACACGACCCAGUGAACCCUAGGAAUUGGCCUCCCGCAACAAAGUGGACAACCACUUCAGUCGUCUCGUUGUACGCGCUCGUCACGCCGUUAGCGAGUGCUAUCAUGGCACCCAGUUUGCCUGACUUGGCCAUAAAUUUUGGCAUAACCGAUCCGACGGUCUUAGCGUUGACUCUGAGUAUCUUCGUUCUGUCGAAUGCCAUUGGUCCUUUAUUUGCGGCACCCUUAUCGGAAGUGUACGGUCGUGUGUGGGUGCUCCACCUAGGAAACCUCUUCUUUCUCGCAUUCAAUCUCGGGUGCGCUUUGUCGCCCAACACUGUAUCUUUGAUCGUGUGCCGGUUUCUAUCUGGAUUGGCGGGGAGUGCACCUAUAGCAUGCGGCUCAGGUGUCAUCAGCGACCUCUUUUUGGAACAUGAGCGCGCCUCAGCUAUGGCACUAUACAGCAUCGGACCCAUGAUAGGCGAGUUUUACCCUUUCACACAAGGCCCCGCUAUCGGUCCCAUUAUGGGAGGUUUCAUCGCAGAGUCAGUUGGAGUACAUUAUGUUUUCUAUGUUAUCGUUGCAAUCUCUGGUGUUGCCGCAAUACUUGGCAUCCCUCUCAUGAGAGAAACCUAUGCACCACUUAUCAGGCUUCAUCUUGAUAAGACGGUGCUAGAUCCCGAAAGGGCGAUUGUAGGACAUCCUGCUCUCACCGCACACCGUAUGGACAAGUGGACUUACUUAUGGGUCAACCUCAAGCGACCGACCAUUUUGUUGACCCGGAGUUUUAUAUGCUUUAUCCUGAGCUUGUAUAUGGCAUUGAUGUACGGUAUCUACUUCUUAUUGUUUACUACUUUCCCCGACCUCUUUUCGAACGUGUACCACUUCAGCACUGGAAUCGGAGGUCUGACGUACAUUGGGGUUGGGUUUGGAUUCCUAGUUUCCACCAUGUUUGGCGCCAAAAUUUCCGACAAGAUAUACAUAUACCUUGCUGCAAGAAAUGGAGGGAAGGGUAAGCCAGAGAUGCGCGUGCCUGCUCUAAUAUUCGGCUCGUUGUUUGUCCCAAUUUACGCCUUUAUUCCUGCUCCCGGUCUGACAUGUGUUAGUUGGUAUGGCUGGUCUGCCCAAGCCAAAGCCCACUUCAUGAUGCCCAUCAUCGGUACCGCUAUCUUUGGAUUCGGAAUAAUGACGUGUUUCCUUCCCAUUCAAUUGUAUCUCGUGGAUACAUUUACCUAUGCUGCAAGCGCUACUGCAGCUGCUUCUACGUUCCGUUCAUUUUUCGGUUUCGCAUUCCCUUUGUUUGGACAACAAAUGUUUGCGACACUCGGUUAUGGUGGAGGCAAUUCCCUGCUUGCAGGUUUUGCCAUCAUCAUUGGUAUACCCUUCCCCGUGUGGAUAUAUUUCGCUGGCGAACGUAUCCGCGCGAAUAGUUCCUUGGCCCGUUGAUUUACCCCUUCCACCAACUUGAAGGCCCUUUCAUGAUUAUGAGAGUAUAAUAAUUUUAAACCCUUUCAGAAGCACUGGGUAACGUUCAUUGAAUCAUGGUAGUUAUUAACAGUAGUACCGUCCGACUCAUUGUUGGGCAAAAUCACCACAUCUAUGUCAUGCAGGAAUAGUGUAUUUUAUUUCCUACGCAGAGUUACCUAUCUAUACAGCGUC
Messenger RNA from Suillus clintonianus, 1891 nucleotides. Its product is annotated as major facilitator superfamily domain-containing protein. Gene Ontology annotation, molecular function: transmembrane transporter activity. The coding region runs from base 107 to 1678 and encodes 523 amino acids. Lineage: Eukaryota; Fungi; Basidiomycota; Agaricomycetes; Boletales; Suillaceae. Gene Ontology annotation, biological process: transmembrane transport. The record is from RefSeq and is a predicted model, not a curated record. The transcript is spliced from 12 exons.